Molecule: messenger RNA, 736 nt
Organism: Ixodes scapularis (black-legged tick)
Lineage: Eukaryota; Metazoa; Arthropoda; Arachnida; Ixodida; Ixodidae
Product: E3 ubiquitin-protein ligase UBR4-like
Exons: 4
Coding region: 293-736 (147 amino acids)
Source: RefSeq, a predicted model, not a curated record
CUUCCUUCCCUUCUCUCCUAGGCAUGCCAGGGGUCGUGACGAGUGGGAGAGUGCGGCCCUGCAGAACGCCAACACCAAGUGCAAUGGUCUGCUGCCUCUGUGGGGGCCACAGGUGCCAGAGUCUGCCUUCGCCAGCUGUCUGGCCAGGCACAACACGUACAUCCAGGACUGCACGGGUCAUCUGGAUGUGGGCUAUGUUUCCACCCUGCACGACCUGAAGCUGCUGAUCUCCCGCUUUGCUCAGGAGCGCUCCUUUAGCGAAGACAGCGGGGGAGGAGGCCCCCAGAGCAACAUGCACCUCAUCCCUUACAUCCUUCACAUGGUCGUCUACGUCAUCAACACGACAAGAUGUGUGGCCAGAGAAGAGAAAAACCUGUCCAACUUUCUCGAGAUGUCACCAGAGCGGCAAAUUGAAAACUGCUUCGAGAGUGAGGGCCCCUGCUACUGGGCCACCAUGGCACUGGCAGUGUGGUCCCCUGCCAAGUGGCGCUCCCGGCGGGUGUCCCUGGUGCGCCGCAUGCUGGUGCUGGCGCAUGCGCGGCACCUGAGCCCCCAGGGCUGCUCCGCCCUGGCCGACCAGGAGCCCAAGGAGUUUGCAGUGUACAAGCCCUACCUCCUGUACCUGGCCAUGGUGGACGGCCUGUACACCAUCAUGUUCAAGGCAGGUGGCACCGGGUAUCCGGUGAUACCGAAAGUGCCGGAUGUUCUGACUAACCCAAGUAUCGCCAUUGAUUGA